Messenger RNA from Arabidopsis arenosa, 580 nucleotides. Lineage: Eukaryota; Viridiplantae; Streptophyta; Magnoliopsida; Brassicales; Brassicaceae. The record is from the annotation of a GenBank genome assembly.
GCUAAAUAGUAAGCUCGUUAGAUUAUUAAAGGGUUUCACAAUAAAGUUGAGAGAAGUUAAAGAAAGAGAGAAUGGGUAGGAACAAUACCAGAAUCCUGAUGCAAUUUGCAGCUCUUGCGAUGGUUUUAACCGCUGCAAUAAUGGUGAAAGAGGCUACAAGCAUUCCCAUUUGCAACAUCGAGACAAAUGACUUGGGAAAAUGUGGUCCAGCUUUCACAGGCAACAACCCGCCACCUCCGGGACCUGACUGUUGCGCAGUGGUCAAAGCCGCUAAUCUACAAUGCCUUUGCCCGUACAAGCCUUUUCUCUCCAGGUUUGGGAUUGAUCCAUCUAAAGUCAGGCCUCUUCUUGCCAAUUGUGGUGUAAACACUCCUCCCUCCUGUUUCUAAGCUUGAAGAACUGAGCUGAACUGCUGAAGAGUGAAGACACGCCGGUAUGCGGUAUGCCGCAUACUUUGUCUCGAUCGACCUGAUGUCUCUUAAGUUAUAAUAUGUCUUUUCGUGUUCUAAUUCGAAUAAAUCACCAACUUGCAAUAUGUUUACAUGACUCGGAGCAAAGUAAAUAAAGAGUUGGUAGUUGG